Nomia melanderi (Alkali bee) is the source of this 3203-nucleotide messenger RNA. NCBI's taxonomy places the organism in Eukaryota, Metazoa, Arthropoda, Insecta, Hymenoptera, Halictidae. The record is from RefSeq and is a predicted model, not a curated record.
UAGAUGGUGCUCAUGUAGAGUUAACAAAAGAAUGUUUUCUUCCUGCAGUUUUUCAUAAAUACUAUACAAAGAAACAUUCCUUAAUAUUCCUGUGCAAUAAAAAUUAGUGUUAUGCAUAUAUGCAAUAAAAUAAAGUCUUAAAAGGAAGAAUUAUUUUCUGUUCACGUAAUUUUAGAUACAAAAAUACCUGAGCAAACACACCACUGAUCUCACAAAUCCACCGUGCCGGAGUGUCCGUCCGUUCGCGCAUGCGUGGGCAGUCGGUUUCAUGGAAAGAAUCCCUCAAUCUGGCAAAGGCGUACUAUAUCAUCUAUGGGGGACAUGUGCGUAAGGAAUGGUCAGCGUGGUGAGUCGCCUUGCCAUUAGCAAGUGGAAAGCGUAUUCGUCAUUUCCAGGGAGAGAAUGUAUCGGGUAUAAAGUGAUUGGUUGUUUCCACGACGUGAAGAGAUCCGUCGGUAGGCGGGCAGCCGUAGGGCGGGGACUCUAUUGAUUUAAAUUUGGUUUGCCGGUGUGCGUGUCAAUAGUCAACAUACUGCCGCGAAGAGCGCGCGCUCGAGAGUACCUGCGCUUACACUUGGUCGUGUUGUGUGGACCGAAAGGUUAGGCCCUUCGCAGCACAGUCGAUAGGAUAUGUCGACUAAUACGAGAACGGGAACGCCCGAGGACUUGGAGAAUUUGAAUGGACCCACCCGUUUUCAGAGUGUUAUACCACAGAACAGGCAGGAUUUACUGAAGUGGAAUGGCUGGGGGUAUAAGGACUCCCAAUUUCGGACAAACGAAAAGAAAAUCCUCGAAUUUACUGGUAAUAGAUAUCCAAUUGGUAACAAGGAACUGCCAUACUUCACACAAUGGGUCCAUGACAUUCUUGACGUGGAUAUAGUUAAGAAAAAUGAAUCUCAACCAGUGCCAACGAAUCUGCCAGAAUCAGUUAUAUCAUUAGAAUUAUUAGAGGCGAUUCAGGAAUUGAAAAUUGAUUAUUCCGUGAAAGGUAUUGACCGGCUGAUUAGAGCGCACGGUCACACACUAAGAGACAUUUUUAAUCUGAAAUACGGAACAUUUGCGCGGAUACCAGACAUAGUUGUUUGGCCGAAGUGCCACGAAGACGUUGUUAAAAUCAUUAAAUUAUGUACUCGAUAUGGAUCAGUGUGUAUACCAUUUGGCGGUGGAACAAGUGUGAGUGGUGCAUCGUCUUGUCCAACAAAUGAACAGCGAACGAUAAUUUUGCUCGAUACUUCACAAAUGAAUCGAAUAUUAUGGAUAGAUAGGGAAAAUUUAAUUGCUUGUUGCGAGUCUGGAAUCAUUGGACAGGACCUUGAAAAACAAUUACGUUUGCAAGGUCUAACAUCUGGUCAUGAACCUGAUUCUUAUGAAUUUUCCAGUUUAGGUGGAUGGGUUGCAACAAGGGCAAGUGGUAUGAAAAAGAACCGAUAUGGAAACAUUGAGGACCUAGUUAUACGAGUGAGAAUGGUUACUGGUAGAACGGAAGAUCAUGAAAUAACAUUGGAAAGAGGUCUAUUAGUACCUCGAGCUUCAUGUGGUCCUGACUUUGACCAUGUGAUCCUUGGUAGUGAAGGGACUUUAGGUGUGAUCACAGAAGUAACAUUAAAAGUUAGACCAUUACCAAAAGUAGUUAAAUAUGGUAGUGUAGUUUUCCCAAAUUUUGAAACCGGUGUAGCAGCAUUACGCCAGGUAGCCAAAGAACGAUGCCAACCUGCUAGUAUACGCUUGAUGGACAAUGAACAAUUUCAAUUUGGACAAGUUUUGCGACCAGAAACUGGUUGGGGUAGUUUGAUUUUACAAGGAUUGAAACAAGCCUAUAUUACAAGGAUAAAGGGUUUCAAAUGGGAUCAGAUAUGUGUGGCUACGUUGCUAUUUGAAGGUAGUACGGCAGCUGAAGUGGCGAUGGAAGAACAAAGAAUUUAUAAAAUUGCCAAAGAACACAGCGGAGUGCCGGCAGGGGAAACGAACGGUGAACGUGGUUAUCUCCUAACAUUUGUUAUUGCCUACAUACGGGAUCUUGGUUUGGAAUACUAUGUUUUGGCGGAAUCGUUUGAAACGUCAGUUUCUUGGAAUCGUACGUUAUCGUUGUGUAGAAAUGUGAAAUCGCGCGUGGCUAGAGAGUGUUAUAAGAAUAAAAUUGAACACCAUUUCAUUUCUUGUCGUGUAACACAAACUUAUGACGCCGGGUGUUGUGUAUACUUUUAUAUGGCAUUUAAUUAUCGUAAUCUUAAGAACCCUGUUGAAACGUAUGAAGCCAUUGAACACGCUGCUCGCCAGGAAAUACUUGCAAGUGGUGGUUCUCUGUCUCAUCAUCAUGGUGUCGGUAAAUUACGUUCCUGUUACUACUCGGACGCUGUGGGAGAAGUGGGAGUAUCAUUAUAUCGAGCAGCCAAAGCACAUCUAGACCCACACAACAUAUUUGCAGCUGGAAAUUUAGAUCCAAAAAGUACAUCGAAACUGUGAAUCGAGAACCAACGAAGUGCGCUAUAAUUGUUUGAAACUUACAACAUUCUGGGGAUCAGUUUUAACUUGGGAUAACUAAAAUUCUUCUUAAGAGGAAUCCAGUAAUUAAUAAAGACAAUCGGUACUACGGUUUACCGAGACGUUUCAAUGGUAUAUAAGCGGUGGUAAAGAAAGAGACUAGUAUUAUAAUAUAUAAAUAAAUAUGCACCCUGGUGUUAUUUGGUACAAAUACGGAAUUGUAAUUGUAUCGACGUUUUUAUAAGUUAUUAUAAAUAAACAAGACUCGCUUACUUAUAGUACAUAAUCAAUUAGCAACUUAUUUAUGCGAGUUUCUUUUUUCUUAACAUGUAGUUCUUACAUUGUUUUCCUUUUUUUCUAAAUAGAAGAAUAUUUAUUAUUUUCAGUCCAUGAAUUUAGGGGAAUCCUAUAAUUGCCAUUAUAGAUUCAGUUUUUAAAUAUACAAUUUUGCAGAAUAAUUAUGUUCAGUGAAACAGACUGUUUAAAUUAAAAGCUCACUGGUUAUCAGCCUUUAAUGUGGAUAAAAAUGAGUCAAAAUCGUAUUCGUCAUCAUAUUGUUGUUGCUCCCAUAAUUCAGGAAGAAUUUCUAAGACAGAACGACUAACACCUGGAACUCCGCUAAUUUUAGAUGCAGUCUCUCCUUGUUUGUCUGGCCUCUUUCCCUUGCCAUUGUCUAAUGAGAAUAAAUCCAGUAACUGUAAAGAAAAAAUAUGAACCCCAUU